Molecule: messenger RNA, 498 nt
Organism: Gamsiella multidivaricata
Lineage: Eukaryota; Fungi; Mortierellomycota; Mortierellomycetes; Mortierellales; Mortierellaceae
Exons: 2
Coding region: 1-498 (165 amino acids)
Source: RefSeq, a predicted model, not a curated record
AUGUCUUCAUCCUCCAAUGCCCAACAACUCCACCGCCAAAGCGACGCCCAAUUAGAGGAAGGACAUGGCUCCAGUCCAGAGCUAGCCACGGAAGCCUGUUCGUAUUCAUCCUCGGAUGGACUAUCAUCCCUGCCACAGACACCCCUGCAACGCAUCUUUGAACUCAUUUCAAAGACCGAUGCUGCCGCCAUCUUGUUCUGCAACGGAACAAAGUCGGUGGUUAUGGGCAUCCUACUGAUCAAGAUCCUCUACGCCAAUAACCCGAGCUCCUCCUUGGCCGGACUGCUGGCCACCCCGCUGUUGAUCUAUCACGUCGAGCAGCCGUUCAGUGGUGCGUUCAUGGUAGGCUGGCUCAAACAAUGGGUCGAAACCAAGGGCCAAAACGCACCACCAAAAGGCCAAGAUCAACAUGACCAACAUUCUAUCGUCUCUCUGUCCGAAAAGGACAACGACACGGCGACUUCAAAAGGCAUGGUAUCCGCUAUACACCAAUACUAA